GUAAAUAGAUCACAUUCAAAGGGCACAUGCAACAAUCCAUCCUCCUUUACAUGCAUUGACUCGGGAACUCCGCUCCCUUUCUGUUCUCUCUGCCUCUCUCUCUCUCUCUCUCUCUCUCUCUCUCUCUCUCUCAUGUCCGAUUCAAUUCCAUAUUCGAUGCAUGAAUUGAAUUCGGGUCUCAGACAUGGCGAAUCUCAUCUAGACUUUCCCAUUUUCAAAGUAUAUUGCAGAAGACGCCAAAUAUAGUGUUCAGGCACGCGAGAAUCCUGCUUUCACCCACUCGAUCGAUCCAAUUUUUGCCUCUUCAGGUAAAAAAUUUCGAAUCUACAGAAGCUCCACUGUUCUAGGGUUUCUCUUGCAGUGAAUGCGUCCAUCUUUAUAUGCCAUCGGAAUUGUAGUUGAUUUUAGGGUUUACAAAUCGGUGUGGUUUUUACCCCUCGGGAUUUGGGCAAAGCUUGAUUUUUGACAUGAAGAUCGAAGAAGUGGUGGAUGUUGAGAGAGACAGUGCGGUAUGCGAGCAUGGAAAACAAAUGGUCCGAGUCGAUGCGAAGAGGGCGUUAGUUGGAGCGGGAGCUCGGAUCCUGUUCUAUCCGACCCUUUUGUAUAAUGUGUUUCGGAACAAGAUUCAAGCUGAGUUCAGAUGGUGGGACGAGAUCGACCAGUUUCUUCUGCUGGGUGCAGUUCCAUUCCCUAAAGACGUUCCACGGUUGAAGCAGCUUGGUGUUGGUGGCGUCAUCACUCUAAAUGAGCCAUAUGAAACUUUGGUUCCAACAUCUCUGUACCUAGCUAAUGGGAUAGACCACCUUGUCAUUCCCACAAGAGAUUACCUUUUUGCACCAUCAUUUGUGGAUAUUAGUCAAGCUGUAGACUUCAUCCACAAAAAUGCAUCCUGUGGUAGAACUACUUAUGUUCACUGUAAAGCAGGGCGGGGCAGGAGCACAACAAUUGUGCUUUGCUAUUUGGUGCAGUAUAAGCAGAUGACACCUGCUGCUGCCCUGGAAUAUGUGCGGUCCAGAAGGCCUCGGGUGCUCUUGGCCCCUUCCCAGUGGAAGGCAGUUCAAGAAUUCAACAGGCGACAGCCAACUAGUACUGCAUGCUCACCCUCAGGGGAUGCAGUCCUGAUAACCAAAGCCGACCUUGAAGGGUAUCAUGGCACUAGCGAUGAUUAUGUAGGUCAGCUGGCGAUUGUACCCCGUACAGCUAGGGCUCGACCAAUGAUGGCUAGGUUGUCCUGCCUCUUUGCAUCUUUGAAAGUUACUGGUGGUUGUGGACCCAUUGCUAGGCUGCUUCCGGAGGCACGUGCUUGCUAAGCACCCUCAUUUGCAGUUAUGUGGCAGUUGCUUGUGCAGAAAAUAACAUCAGGAAAUAAGGGUCAAUGGGUAUUAAUUUUUUGUUUGCUUUCGGAAACAUUGUUUUUAAGAGAGGGAAAAUGGAUGAACUGGUAAAGAUUGAAAAAAGAAAAUGUAGAGCUUUUCAGUGUUUGUAUAAACACUUGAUGGGUCAGAAUGAUAUACGGUUCUACUU
Messenger RNA from Malania oleifera, 1524 nucleotides. Its product is annotated as phosphatidylglycerophosphate phosphatase PTPMT2-like. Gene Ontology annotation, biological process: protein dephosphorylation. The coding region runs from base 468 to 1310 and encodes 280 amino acids. The transcript has 6 exons. Gene Ontology annotation, molecular function: protein tyrosine/serine/threonine phosphatase activity; phosphatidylinositol-4,5-bisphosphate 5-phosphatase activity. The record is from RefSeq and is a predicted model, not a curated record. NCBI's taxonomy places the organism in Eukaryota, Viridiplantae, Streptophyta, Magnoliopsida, Santalales, Ximeniaceae.